Messenger RNA from Gracilinanus agilis (Agile Gracile Mouse Opossum), 8280 nucleotides. It is a transcript of the gene CNOT12, whose product is annotated as tankyrase 1 binding protein 1. Gene Ontology annotation, biological process: double-strand break repair; cellular response to ionizing radiation. Lineage: Eukaryota; Metazoa; Chordata; Mammalia; Didelphimorphia; Didelphidae. The record is from RefSeq and is a predicted model, not a curated record. The transcript is spliced from 11 exons. Gene Ontology annotation, cellular component: nucleus; heterochromatin. The coding region runs from base 1568 to 6571 and encodes 1667 amino acids.
GCCCCUCAUCCCGGUACCUGGCCCCCUUUGGGGUUAAGGUGCUCCAAGACAGUACCAUGCCUCCCUCUUCCACUCCCCCCCAGCAGCCUCGGGCUUUCCCCCUAGAUUAGCUGCCUGACUUCAUUGAGUUCCUUCCCUUCCUGCUUCUUGCAGGGAAAAGAGGGGGAGGUGGCAGCUUUGCAGAAACUGGGCCCUCAGAAUUCAGUGUGAUUUUUUUUUUUUUUUUGCCAGAGCCUGCUUGGGGGUGGGGAGUACCAUGGAGGGUGGUUAGAUCUCUGCUACCCAGACUGAAUGAGAGGAUGGGAAGGAGACACUGACCUGAGAGGAAGAGGGGCUCUAGCUGGGGAUGAAGGUUACAGAGUGGGAAAUAGGCCAGGCACAGGAGAGGCAAAGGCAGUGUUAGGAGAGAUCCAGGAGGUGACGUGAGGGAGGUAACAGAGGGCCAGGAAUGCUGGCACCUGAGGCUGAGGGCAGGUCUGUCUGGAGCCUGGCUGUUAAGUAAGAGCUGCCCUCAGCAGGAGCCUGAAUGCCCGGAACAGUUAUCCCUGGGAGGGGAGGGGAAGGUUGUCCAGCUCUGCAGGUGAGAGCUCCCAAGUCCUUGGUUUCUUUCAGUGGUGGAGCUGCAUGGCCAUGCGGGCCUUCCUCUUCCCCCAUCCCUCCCUGACCACCUGGAGGCUUGGCCCUGUCCCUGUGACGGGGGCAGCAUUUGGACACUGGGGGUCCUGGGAGAACCUAGCUUCUCAAGCCCUUACCCAGUUCUGUAUGGGCGCAGGGCCUUCUCCUUCUUCUUGGCGAAGAGCUGGAAAUCCAGUGGGAGGCCAUUGCUAUAGCAACAGGCACAGGCCCUGGCUUUACCUCAUCAAAUUCCAGCCCGACGCCAAAGCGAUUGAGAAAUUUAAAAAAAAAGAAAAGAAAAAAUGUAUUCCAGAUGUUUACUUUUUAUUCCAUGUUUUUCCGUGUUUGGAUGGAGGCAGCUCUGACAGAGGCUCUGGAGGGAGGGCUGGGGAGGCAAAAGAGGAGGGAACCAGGGGAUGGGAACCACUCCCAGCAGAGGGAGGGAGACAAGGAAGGAGCUGGGGCACCCGGGGCGGAGCAGCUGCAGGUUGGCGUGGAGCGGGUUUUUCCCGUCCCCCAUGAGGUGAAGUGAUUCACGGGAGUGCUCAGCCUCUGAGGCCCAAGUGCCCUGCCCAGCCUGGUGCCCUCCGUUGGGAAGUGGGCACCCACUUUAGGGGGUGGGGGAGGGACAGCUAGACCGUGGGAAAGGUAAGUGGGGUCCUGGUUCAGGAGGCUGGGCUCUUCCUAGAUUCUUGGUUGAUGAGAGGGCUGGGGAGUUGUUCCAGGGGCUGGGCUGGCUGCUGGGUGCCCCUCUCUUUUCCCUUCAACUUUUCCCCCCUUUACUAGAGUUCCCCUUGCCUAGCUCUCCGCCCUCUUCCCUUCUCCCUCCCGCUCUUCUAGUAUGUACUUCCCUUGCCCAGGCUCAGCCUCUCCUGGCCCCUAAUCCUGGCUGUCUGCUCCCUCUCCCUUUCUUCCUGACUCUUUCCUUCUUCUUUAGGGUCUGCUGCAUGUGAUGAAUUUAUCCACUCUCAGGGAAAGUGCACUCAUGGCUUCCCAGCCCCCCCAAGAGAUGGAGGAGGAGCUGCUGCCUGCUGGCCUGGAGCCAGGGGACUCACGGGCCAAACCUCCAGUCAAGCCCAAACCUGAGCCCCGGACACUGCCUGCCAAGCCAGCUCUGCCAGCCAAACCCAGCCUGCUGGUGCCCCUGGGGCCCAGACCCCCCAGAGGUCCCUUAGCUGAACUGCCUUCUGCCAGGAAAAUGAACAUGCUGGCAGGGCCCCAGCCCUACGGUGGCAGCAAGCGCCCCUUAGCCUUUUCUCCUCGGCCAGCCCCAGAGGCACCAUCUGCAGGAGCCAGCCCUCGGGAGGCCAGCAAGGAAGAAGGGCCCCCGACCACCCCUCCAGCCCGAUGCCCAGCCCCAGCUGGGGUCCGAAAAGCUCCUGCUCCUUUCCGGCCAUUGUCUGAUCGAUUCUCUACCAGCACUGUGGAGGAGAUUUUGGCCAAGAUGGAGCAGCCCCGAAAAGAGGGCCCUUCCAGCCCUGACCGCCUCUGGGGCUCCCGCCUCACCUUCAGCCAUGAUGGCAGCUCCCACUACGGCCCACGGGUUUAUGGCCCGGUGCAGGGUCCUGGCGAUGAGGAGGUGUCACAGAGCACCUCCAAAGCCCUGUCCCAGGAAGAACAGGCACAGCCCGAGGAGGGGCAGGACGAAGGAGGCCGGAAUUCAGUGGGACAGUGCCCUGCCCAGCCCCAGGAUGCCCAGCCCGAAGCAUCUAGCAGGAUUUCUGAAGAGAGACGCGUCUCCUCUGACCCGACGUCCAAUGGAGACCUGGCUCCCGCCGGAGACCUGGCAAGCGCGGCGUUGCUCUGUGCAGUUUCCAAGCCUUCAGCCCAUCCACACCACACUCUUUCUCCAGUCUCGGGCUGUUCUGAGCCCCACGAUCACCCCCCUAGUCCUGCAAAGGCUCCAGUGUCCCUGUGCCCAGCCCCCUCUGCUGAGGAACUCUCAACCUCCCGGAGCCCAGCCCCCUCCACAGAGAAGUUACCCGAAUCCCUGAAACCAUUCAGCCCAUCCUUCCCAUCAGGAGAAUCCUCCGGGUCCCCCAGCUCAGUCCCUUCCCCUGAGAAGACUUCCACUACCACAGAGGCCCCAGGGUCCCCCGGCCCAGAGCAUCUCCAGGUCAUCUCUCCCCAGAUUCCACCUUCAGGGGGCCAGUUUUUGGAGCUCUCGAGAACAUUUCCCCUGGAGGAAAAGGCAGAGGAGGGUGGAGAGUUAGGCCUCCGUGCCCCCCACCUCGAGCAGCGCCGCUUCUCUGAAGGUGUGCUUCGGCCCCCCAGCCAAGAUCAGAGGAAACUAGGGGGGUCCCUGGCUGCCUUGCCUCAGGGUCAGGGAGGAGCAAAUGGCUUGGAGCAGCCCUUUGGGAGUGGGACAGAAUCCAACUGGAGCUUGUCACAGUCCUUUGAAUGGACCUUCCCCACUCGGCCUUCAGGCCUCGGAGUGUGGCGCCUGGACUCUCCGCCACCCUCCCCCAUCACUGAAGCAGAUGACUCGGGCCUCUCUGAGGGAGAAGGGGAAGAGGCUGAUGGAGUUCGGAGCUCCAGGCCCAUCAGGGCUGCCUCCGGGAUUCAGAGUCAGAGCACUCAUCAGGGGCUCCUCCAGAAUCAACAGGGAGAUGACAGAAAUCCAGCUUCCUCCAACCCCUCAUCAGAUCUCCAGCCCAAAGACCAGGAUUCACCAAGACUGCCACUGCUACAAGCCGAAGAGGUGGCAGGACCUGGGGAACCCCUGGCCGGCCUGGAGGUUCCCUUCCCUCCCACUCCAGAGGAGGAGGCUGCCUUGCCCAUCCUGGAGCCUGUUCGGGAGCAGGAGCCCCCCCUUCCCCCAGCUCAGCCCUGCAUCUUAUUUGCUGAUGCUCCUGUCCCUGAGCAAGCUACACCCUCCCAGGAAGAUGCCCCAGAUUUGGCAAAGGCAGAGACCAACCUGACUAGGCCCGAGGGAGAAGACCCCCCAAGGAUGUCACCUGAGCUGAGGGCCCCUGAAAGUGAUUCUGGCUGGCUAGACAAGCUCUUGGCCUCGCCACCUCCUAGUGCCAAUGGCGUCCGGAAAGCAACUGUGCCUGAGCAACGUGAGCCUCAGAUGCCCAGUGCCAGCCCUGAGGGACUCCUGGGAUGGGCUCAGAAAGACCUGAAAAGUGAAUUUGGAAUCGGUGUAGACUCUCACCCUAGCACCUUCAGCUCCUCCUCAGCCUGGGCCAGAGAGAGUGCCAGGGGCUAUGGCAUUGGGGGCGCAGGCCCCCGUGAGAGAGAUUGGGGCAUGGAGGACGGCCGUGCGAGAGUGACGCAAAGCCAGCAGGAGUGGAGCAACACUUAUGGCAUUAGCCAGCCAGGGAUGGAGGACGAGUUUGGAUCCAGGAGUGGAGACCAGAGCAAGGAGCAUAUCCUAGGAGGAGAUAGGAUGGCCCAGGAGUUUGGGAAGGCAGAUCAGCUCGGGCCUUACAGUUGCCAAGCUGCUGACUUGCAGGACCGAGAAUUUGAGAAGAGAGACUCGCUUGGGACUUUCAGUAGCCAGGCUGUUGAGUUACAAGACUGGGAAUUUGGGAAGAAAGAUCCACUUGGGACUUUCAGUAGCCAGGAUGCCGACUUACAUGGCCGGCAUUUUGAGAAGAGGACCUGGAUGAGUGAAUAUGGCGGCGGCAGCCAGAGGGAUGCAGAUCGCCUGGAAAGAGCCUUCGGAGAGAGAGAUCUGAGUGGUGUGUUCAGUGUGGAGCACUCAGAGCAGCAGGACAAAGAAUUUGGGAAGAAAGAUCAAAGCGACAGCUCUUGCCUUAGAGAGGUUAACAGGGAAGAGAUGUUGGAGAAAGAGCCAGAGAUCUUAUAUGGUCCUAAUGCUCCCAAUUCCCAGGACCAGGCGCUCGGUGAGGGAGAUUUGAGCAGUUGGCCUAAGAGCAAUGACUCUAAUCGUCAGGGAGAAUUUGGGAAGAAAGAGCAAGCCGAGACUUACAGGAGCAAUGAUGCUAACCGCCCGUCCAGGGAAUUUGGGAAAAAAGAUUGGCCUAGUGAAUUUGGCCAAGGAGACACGAGUCAGACAGAGAGGGAAUUCAGUCUAGGGAGACGGGAUUGGACCAGUGACUUCCGAAUCGAAGGCACAGACAAGAGCGACCAGUUUGGUAUCAUUGGGACUGAUCGAGGCAACUGUUCAGGCCUGGGCAUUCUCAGUGGCUCAAAUAUGGGAAGCACCAACUUUGUGUCUCCUGGGAAUAUUAUGAUGGGACAGACACAAUGGACGGAUGAUCUGGGUCUCAGGAACUUGGAUGUAUCUGGUUGUGUGGGGUCAGAAGGGCCAAGUGAGGCCCGAGAGCAUGGGGUUGGACAGACUGACUGGUCCUCUGACUUGGGCUUGAGAAACAUGAAUAUGUCCAGUGGCUUAGGGAAUGGGGACCCUGGGGAAUCGAGGGAGCUCGGCGUAGGGCAGAAAGACUGGACCCCAGAUCUCGGUCUGAGAAAUAUAGAUGUCUCAAGGGUCUUAGAGUCAACAGGUCCCAGCGAGGCCAGAGAAUGUGGUGUAGGGCAGACGAACUGGAUUCACAGUCUUGGGAUAAGGAAUACGGAUGCACCCAGUGACGCGAAGCCUGGAGAUCCUCUGUCAUCAAGGGAGCACGGAGUAGGCCAAGCAGACUGGACAUCUGACCUCAUGCUGAGAAACCUAGACCUGGGGACGGGGGGCAGCCUCAGAGAGGCCAGGGAGCAUGGCGUAGGGCAGAUGGGCUGGAGCCACGAUCUGGGGUUGAGGAACAUGAAUCUGUCUAGUCCCCUGGAGUCCGGGGGUUCCAGUGAGGCCCGAGAAUGUGGAGUUGGACAGAUGGACUGGCAAGACAACCUGGGCCUCCGCGCCACCGACUUUUCAGGUAGCUUGGAUCUCACCGGUACAAGCGAAGCUCGAGAGCAUGGGGUCGGCCAGGUGGCCUGGCCUCGGGACGGAGACCUCACAAGCCCCAGUUUAUCUGGUGACCUGGAGGCCGGAGAGCCCUCAGAAGCCCGGGAGCUAGGAGUCGGAGAGGUGAGCCAGCCUGGCGUUCCUGAGAGCCAAUAUGGCGGCAACUCCUCCCAGCCCUCAGAUGGGAGCGUGGCUGAGACUGGGAUGGACUCGGCAGAAUCCACCAACUCAGGGACCAGCUCUGGCGGGUACCUCGGCCGAUCUCCACCCUCUGGCUCUCAGGGACCACCACAGGAUGUGCCGGGCGGCAGCGGGCUCAGAGUGGCCGCUGGCAGAGAGAGGACGGCCUUGAGUCCUGGGGCCCAGUCAGAAGAGGAAGAAGAAGAAGAGACGAUGGCAGAUGGUGCCGGGGAGCGGGGGCCGGAGCUCGGAGGGACCCCCCUGCCUUCUUGCCGGCCCCAGCCUGAUGGCGAGGCCAGCCGCGCAGAGGAGAUGGACGGUGGCUGGGCUCCCCGAAGGGAUGGCCCUGCGGCCCCCAGGCUGCUCCCCGGCCCGCCGUCUGAGGACUUCUCCUUCAUGGAGGAUACAGAAGUUCUAGACAGUGCCAUGUACCGGAGCCGUGCCAAUCUGGGCCGCAAGCGUGGCCACCGGGCUCCAGCCAUCCGGCCUGGGGGCACCCUGGGCCUCUCCGAGGCCGACAGCGACGCCUGGCUCUUCCAGGAUUCCACAGAGCCUCGGGCCUCUCGGGUGCCAUCUUCGGAUGAGGAGGUGGUGGAGGAGCCUCAGAGCCGCCGCACACGCAUGUCGCUGGGCACCAAAGGCCUGAAGGUCAACCUGUUCCCCGGCCUGAGCCCCUCCGCUCUCAAGGCGAAGCUGCGUCCCCGAAACCGCUCGGCCGAGGAGGGGGAGCCUGUGGAGAGCAAGUCCGCCCCAAAGGAGUCUGCCGUCCAGCGCUCCAAGUCCUGCAAGGUUCCCGGCCUCGGGAAGCCCCUCGCGUUACCUCCCAAGCCAGAGAAGUCCUCAGGGUCUGAAGGCUCCUCCCCAACCUGGCUGCAAGCAUUGAAGCUGAAAAAGAAGAGGGUCUGAGGCACCGCUUUGGAGGUGGUUCGUGCCAUCCUCCGAAGCAGCCCCAACCCUGUGAGGCCCUGGACCAGGGAGGAGGGCUGGAGCCCGGCCGCCCAGUCCGGCCUCCUCCCCUGCCCUGUCCCGGCACAUUUAUGCACUUUGGACCCCCCUGGGAUGCAGUCAUUAGAGCGGUCGGUGUCGGCCUGUCCCCCUCCCCCUGGGUUUUUUUUUAUACCACUUUAUAGCGUUUUGAUAAAAGCCUCGAUUUUUUGUACCGGGCGGUGGCCGCCCCCUCCCUGCCCCGGAGCCUGUGGACACCGAGGACGGUCACUUACAAUAAAGCUUUCUGGGGAUUGGUGAUGAGGCCGCCGCUCCGUCCUCCCUUGUUCGGCCCGGCCUUGGGGAGCUGGUGGGCCAGCUGAGGGCUGCGGGGCCUGGCCUGGGCCCCCUCGGAGCCCAGACAGGGAAGGGGCUGACCCCCCGUGGGACCUGGGCCGUUGGGGCCUGGGCCGUUGGGGCCUCCGGCCAGCGGCUCUGACCCGGAAGCCAGCCGGCCUCAGAACGGGUGCGGCGGCUCUCGGUCCGGAGGAUGGUCUUUCCUUCCCUACCUCAGACACCCGCCCCCUUGGCGCUUCCUCUCGGCUCAGCCUCCUGCUGGCUCCUCCACUUUCUUGCAGACUCCCCUGGGCUCUCCUCAUCCCCUUGGGGCGGCAGGCAGGUGUGGGCGUCCUUAGCCCCUGGCCUGACCCUCCCACAGAAAUGACUCGCCUAAGGUCACGCAGGAAGUAGGGGCUGUAGCUCGGGCUGUCCUUUAUUCUCCUGGGGCCUCCGAGGGGAGGGACGUGGGGAAGAACCUGGAGGCUGUGAGCCCGCCCCUGCCGGACCUCCCCGGCCCAGCUUGCUCCGCACAGGGCCUGCCACCCAGGAGGCGUCCAUGGUUAGGGGCCUCGCUUGGGACCCGAUGGCCUCCCUUGGGAGCAGGCAGAGCAGCGCCCGGCCUAGCCCAGGAAGGGCUGCCCAAGCGCAUGCUUGGCCCAAGCCGGCUCCCCACUCCUCUCCGGCCCACCGGCGCUGGCACCGCCCAAGGGAGACGGGCCUCCUUGGUGGGACCGACGGAGCCUGGGCAGCGCCCUCAGCUCAGCACUGAAGCGCUGCGUGGCAUCGUCCGGCUGAGGAAGCGCGGCAGCCUGGGGAGGGCGAGGGAGCCCCUCUGCCCGCUCGGCUCCCCGGGGCUUCGGGCUGGGACGUGAACGUGGAGGAGCCCUUCCUCCGAUCCCUUUCUCUUACAAGGGGACACCGAGGCCCAGGCCCCGUGGCUUAUCACUAAGGUGAGGCGGGUCUUUUGAUUGGUUUUCUUUCUGCAAAGGGACUAGAGCUUACAAGGAUCUCGGUGCUGCCCGCUUCCUAAGCGGUCCCUCUUGGAGGCCGUCCUUUGUUUUUUAAACCCUCCCUUUCUGGCUUAGUCAAACGGUCCUGGGUCCGAGGCAGAAGGGAGGCGAGGCUGGCCACGGGGCUCAGAGACUUGCCCAGGGUCACCCGGCCUCUCCGGCUCCAUCGUCCGAGCCGGCUGUCCUCGGGCCGUGACCUUAUUCCAUGGGGGUUUCUGCUGUCCAGAACACAGCCAGACUCGGGACCCGCCCCAGAGCCAGGCCGGGCCGAGAACUCCCUUUCUGGGGCGCCUCCUGGCUUCCCAAGCACUUUAAGCCAAUCCAAUAAACAUUUCUUAAGAA